Messenger RNA from Coturnix japonica (Japanese quail), 1050 nucleotides. It is a transcript of the gene PPIC, whose product is annotated as peptidylprolyl isomerase C. Gene Ontology annotation, cellular component: cytoplasm; intracellular membrane-bounded organelle. NCBI's taxonomy places the organism in Eukaryota, Metazoa, Chordata, Aves, Galliformes, Phasianidae. Gene Ontology annotation, molecular function: peptidyl-prolyl cis-trans isomerase activity; cyclosporin A binding. Gene Ontology annotation, biological process: protein folding; protein peptidyl-prolyl isomerization. The record is from RefSeq and is a predicted model, not a curated record.
CGUUUGCUGACGCAGGCGCCGCAGCUCCGAGUGUCGCCAUGUCCCUUAUUCGGACGGCUCUCAUUGCCAUCCCCGUUCUCGUUCUGCUUUCUGCAGCAGCACAGGGGCUGCGGAGGAGGGGACCGAGUGUGACAGCCAAGGUGUUCUUUGACGUGAAGAUUGGAGACAAAGAUGUUGGCAGAAUUACAAUCGGGUUGUUUGGAAAGGUUGUCCCCAAAACGGUGGAGAACUUCAUCGUGCUGGCGACUGGAGAAAGAGGGUACGGUUACAAAGGAAGUAAAUUUCAUCGUGUGAUCAAAGACUUCAUGAUUCAAGGAGGGGACUUUACAGCUGGAGAUGGGUCAGGAGGAAGAAGCAUUUAUGGAGAAAGGUUUCCAGAUGAGAACUUCAAGCUGAAACACUAUGGAAUUGGAUGGGUUAGCAUGGCUAAUUCUGGCCCAGACAGCAAUGGAUCCCAGUUCUUUAUCAGCGUGACAAAGCCUUCCUGGUUAGAUGGAAAACAUGUAGUGUUUGGCAAAGUCCUUGAUGGAAUGUCCGUGGUGCACUUGAUAGAACUUCAGCAGACGGAUGAACACGACCGCCCUCUUCAUGACUGUGUGAUUGUGAACAGUGGCAAAAUAGCUGUAAAGGAACCGUUCGUAGUGGAAGUAGAUGACUGGUGAGACCAGUACUGGAGAGUGGAAAGUACAAUGUAAUCCUUUUUAAGUCUUAAGUUUUUUACUGAUUUCACUUGUCCAUUGAGUUUUCUCCUUAAAAAACAUUAAGCUUUAUGCAGGUGAUGCUCCUGAGUUGCCAAAUACAUAAAGAUAGGGCUGGAUGGGGCUGUCCGGCCUUAGAACUCAAGACACAGCCUGCUAAUCCCUAGGUUGUGAAGAAAGUCUCUCAUGAAAGGCUAUAGAAUUACUUCAGUUUUGUCAAGGCUUGAAAUGCAGUCAUUUUGUUUUCUUUGGAAAUUUCUGCAAUAUUUGCUACCGUUUUUUCAUCUGAAAAUGUCAUUUUCUGUAAAACUAUCUGCGUCUUUUAAGUACGUGUCUCUGGGGAAAAAAAAAA